Messenger RNA from Penicillium arizonense, 1029 nucleotides. RefSeq lists its product as uncharacterized. Bases 1 to 1029 code for a protein of 342 amino acids. The record is from RefSeq and is a predicted model, not a curated record. The transcript has a single exon. Lineage: Eukaryota; Fungi; Ascomycota; Eurotiomycetes; Eurotiales; Aspergillaceae.
AUGCCAACAGUCCUACUCCCGUCGUCCGCCGCCGCCUUUGCGCCGAGAUCAUCCCCGAAUGUGGUGCUGAAUAGGAAAGUUGCGCCGUGGUUGACGGCCACCUUGAAGCGAGUCAACCGAGUCAAGCGUCCGCUAAAUAAUGUCACCCAACACACACGGUGUCUGACGGAGACGCUGUCAUCGUCGAAUGCGAUCUGGACAUUGUGUUCCAUGACAUUUCCCAAAGCCCCCGAGGCAAAGCUUCGCAAGGACGACAACCCACUUAUCGAAGGGCUGUUCAACUAUCAGAUGAUCCACAUCGAAGCUUACGUCGUCCAUGUUGACAUGGUCUCCCGUAACGAAGUGGCCUUCAAGUUGACCCCGGAGACGAUCGAAUCCCUGGUCGAUUACUACAACGACAUCUUCUCGGUGGAUAACGCCUCCCGUCACCAAUGGGACUGGUCGGGAAAGCACACCGAGCUGAAGAAGUUGCAGGAGGAAUUCGUCCAAGCCGCCAACAAAUUCGUCUACCGAACCAACGCCGAGGCCCUCGAAGGACUGGAAGAAGACGGCGCCGGAGAGCUGCUGUGCAGCCGCAGCGCAGAAGUCAAGGCAGCCAUCGAAAAGCUCUUCAUCUGGCUCGAAUCACCUCAACCUCGACAGAUGGACAUCAUGCGCCCUGUGCCCCUUCUCCCCAGCUCCACCGGCACAGAAACCUGGUGGCAGACCCCGAUGCCCCAGCCGCCUCUCGAGUCGUGGAAAGUACUGUCGCCCAGCCCAACCCCGGCCACGGCUGAUUCUAAUCCGAAUCUUUGGGCUAGUAUCAGUUUCAGUGACGCUCAGCUUCCAUCCCCGACCCCGUCUUACUGCCAACCCUACACCACCUCGCCGUACCAGUCCUACGACUGCAUGCCGACCACCUCGGCCGGUAUCAACGCACUGCCGUUGCCGAGCACGCUCGUGCAACCCUGCAGCACGGCUGUGAACAUGGGAUUUGGCGGAUUUGGCUGGGGAGACUUUACCGCGCUGCCAUACGGCAUGAUCGCCUAG